AUGGAUUCGAAUAGGUCAGAAUCUUUAUUAGACACAGAUAUUCCCAGCGGCUUACCACCAACUCUAACACCGACCAGAUACGAACCGCCACCACCGCUGCCAACAGCAACGACAAAAACAUACACAUGGCGUGAAUGGGGUGAGUGGCUAGUCAAAGACGUGCCGAAAGAUAUAAAAAGGAAAGUCACCGACGCGUACAGAAUAUUUAAAAACAAGGUUUUAAGUCUGUACGGUAAGCAACCAACGGUAAAAUCAACGUUAGUCUCUAGUGCCAUCAAAAAGACUACCGCUAAAUGGAUGAUACCCGGUGAUGAGUUCAAAGAUCCUUGGGUUUUCCUAAACAGCGCAAGAUCUGAAGUGGAAAGGAUCGUCAACAGCGUUGAAGGUGCAAAGAAAGUAUAUCUAGUAUUAACCUGUGAACUCGUAAAAGAAGACCCAAAAACCAAGCAGAAGACAUAUGUAAUAUUCCGCGGAAGAAGUUACACCCAUACAAUCACAGUUAACAUCAGCGGAGAGUAUGAAAAAAUGCGUGAAAAAAUGUUAGAAAGUCUUGCAAAAUUUCAGAAGAACGGCAGUAACUGGAGAUUACACAAAGUGGAAAAGUUAGAAGUGUCUGUCACAAAGUAUGAACCGUUGAAAGGGAAGGGAUAUACAACACCGCUCCCAAAACCUCUAAAAGAGAAGAGAGUCAUCAUUAACAUAAAAAAUGAGGACAACCAGUGUUUUAAAUGGGCAGUGACUAGAGCUUUGAAUCCUGUGAAACGUGACGCAUGUAGAGUCACAAAAAUCUUAAAAUUACAGGUUAAAAAAUACAAUUGGGAAGACAGAGUGUUCCCAACGAAAGUUAAAGAUAUUCACAAAUGGGAAGAGAAAAAUAAUAUAAACAUUAACGUAUUCGGAUACGAUGAGGAAACAAAAAAAUUAUAUACGUUAAAGCUUGGAGAACAGGAAAACCCUACGGAAACGGUAAGUCUAUAUCUACACGACGACAAUCACUACUGUGUAAUUAAAGAUCUAAGUCGUCUUAUAGCGGCACAACUUAGCAAGGGUAAACGGCGGAAAUUCAUCUGCUUACGAUGCAUAAAUGCAUUCGGGACGGAAAAACUCCUAGCUGAACAUACAGCACUAUGCGAAGAUCAUAAACUACAACACCAUUAUUACCCAUCCAAAGGUAGCACAACAUUCUUCAAAAACUUUGAACGGUUACAUGAAGUACCAUUCAUGGUGAACGCAGAUUUCGAAUGUUUUCUAGAACCAAUGGAUCAUGUAGAAGGUGAUCCAAAAACGUCAUUCACAAUUCAAUAUCAAAAGCACAGACCAAGCGGAUUCUCAUACACGAUAAAAUGUAUGGAUAAGAACGUUUACAAAACAAAAUUUAUAACGUACACAGCACAAAAUAAGGAUGAGGAUAUAGGAAAAAUCUUCGUUAACUCACUGGAGGAAAAUCUGAAACCGGUGUAUGAAAUUCUUAAAAAAGUAACGCCAAUAAGCAUGACAGAAAAGGAUAAAAAGAACUACACUGGAUCCAACAACUGCUAUGCAUGCAAUAUACAAUUUGGAACCGUCAGGAUAAAUGAAUGGAACGGUAAGGAAGAAAAAGUAAUUAAGUGUAGAGAUCACUGCCAUAUCACUGGCAAAUACCGAGGAGCCGCAUGCGAUAAAUGCAACCUACGAAUGAGAACACCAAAGUUCGUACCAAUACUUUUUCACAAUUUGGAAAGUUAUGAUGCACAUUUGUUUGUAAAAAGUCUAGGCUUCAGUGAGGGUGAUAUUAAUUGUAUUCCAAAAACAGACGAAAAGUAUAUAUCAUUUAGUAAGAAAAUUCCUAUGGAAACCAUCAUAUCACCCGAUGGAGAAAAGACAUUAUAUCUGGAAAUGCGGUUCAUCGACUCAUACAAGUUCACACUUGCGUCACUUGAUUCCCUCGCCAACACGCUCGGCGAGGAUGACUUCAGAACAUUGGAAAGUCAAAUGAAACACUCGGGAAUAGAGCUACUGAAGAGAAAAGGGGUGUUUCCAUAUGAGUUCAUGACAGGCUAUGACAAAUUGCAGUAUGAUAAGCUACCCAGUAAGAAAGAAUUUUACAGUAAGUUAAAUAACCCAGAUAUAAGCGACGAGGACUAUGAACAUGCACAAAAAGUCUGGAAGACGUUCGAUUGUAAAACGAUGCGUGACUACCACGAUCU
Molecule: messenger RNA, 2186 nt
Organism: Paramuricea clavata
Lineage: Eukaryota; Metazoa; Cnidaria; Anthozoa; Malacalcyonacea; Plexauridae
Source: the annotation of a GenBank genome assembly